Suillus subaureus is the source of this 460-nucleotide messenger RNA. RefSeq lists its product as uncharacterized. Bases 14 to 268 code for a protein of 84 amino acids. The record is from RefSeq and is a predicted model, not a curated record. NCBI's taxonomy places the organism in Eukaryota, Fungi, Basidiomycota, Agaricomycetes, Boletales, Suillaceae. The transcript has 3 exons.
UGGUCAUGUUCAUAUGACAGUGUUUUCAUGGUCCUGUUUCAUGCUUAUCGACGUGGAAGUGCUACAUGGAAGAGUUUAUGGAGCUCCGAUAAUGACAAACUCCAUGUGUUGCUCUCUUGGUCUUUCUGUGUACUGGAAUCCCAAACUCACAUCCAUUCGCAGGAACUCUUCAACCGUUUUCGUGAUGAGUUCUGCGACAUCAUAUCUGCGCAGAAUCCACAACGUUUUCCUCAUACUGACCAAGAACAUGGUGAUGUGCCCGUUAUGACCUCGGUUGACCUCUCAUUGGAUUUUCCAAUAAUCAAUGAGUUGAUCUCUGGCUUCGUUAUCAUGCAAAGAAAUCAGCUAUACCCGAGGAAGUGGUGUCUGCACAAGACCUGUUGUUAUGUGAUGGAUCUUUUACAUGGGACAUCAAGUUGGCAACGUCUCCAUACUUCAUUUUUUUCCAUGCAAUUCGCUG